Messenger RNA from Botrytis porri, 588 nucleotides. RefSeq lists its product as uncharacterized. Lineage: Eukaryota; Fungi; Ascomycota; Leotiomycetes; Helotiales; Sclerotiniaceae. The transcript has a single exon. The record is from RefSeq and is a predicted model, not a curated record. Bases 1 to 588 code for a protein of 195 amino acids.
AUGUCCAAAAUAACCUCCAAAAACCUCUCCUACGACAGCACUCUCCCCCCCUUCCUCCAACGACUUCAAUCCAACCACUCCACCACCUCCGAUGGCCGCCACGAAUUCACCAUCUCCCGUCCCCGCAAACCCAUUGACGAAGAAGCCGAGCGGGAAAGCGAGCCUGUGGUCUUUGACGAGGUGAGCGGAGAGACGUUGAGUAAAGAUGAGUGGGAGAGACGGGAGAAAGAACGGGAAGAAGGAGAGGGAGUGAAGGAAACUGAGGGGGGAGAAGGAGAAGGGGUGGAAAAGAAAGAGAAAGAGAAAGAGAGUGCGAAUGCGAAAAUGGCGGUAGGGAUUGGAGGGAGUAAGAAGAGGAAGGUGGGGAAGGUUAUUGGGGGGUUGGAGGAUGAGGAGGGUGAGGGCGAGGAAGAGAAUGGAGAGGAAGGGGAGAAAGGUGAUAAUAAGUCCUCGAGUAAAAAAGAUACGGGGAAUCAGAAGCAGAGUGGAACUGGUAAAAUUGGAGUCACAGCUGCGUCAAAGACGAAACCUAAAGCUGCGGCAAAGAAGGGUAAAAAGAUUAAGUUGAGCUUCGGGGAUGAUGAAUAG